This is a messenger RNA of Gracilinanus agilis (Agile Gracile Mouse Opossum), 2823 nucleotides long. It is a transcript of the gene SMCR8, whose product is annotated as SMCR8-C9orf72 complex subunit. The transcript is spliced from 2 exons. The record is from RefSeq and is a predicted model, not a curated record. Lineage: Eukaryota; Metazoa; Chordata; Mammalia; Didelphimorphia; Didelphidae. Bases 1 to 2823 code for a protein of 940 amino acids. Gene Ontology annotation, molecular function: GTPase activator activity. Gene Ontology annotation, cellular component: guanyl-nucleotide exchange factor complex.
AUGAUCAGCGCCCCUGAUGUGGUGGCCUUUACCAAAGAGGAAGAAUACGAGGAGGAACCCUACAAUGAGCCACCCCUGCCAGAGGAAUACUCCGUUCCCCUGUUCCCCUUUGCAAACCAGGGGGCUAACCCGUGGUCUAAGUUGUCAGGGGCCAAAUUUACUCGGGAUUUCAUUCUCAUCUCAGAGUUCUCUGAGCAGGUGGGACCCCAGCCUUUGCUGACCAUUCCUGAUGAUACCAAAGUUUUUGGCACUUUUGAUCUCAAUUACUUCUCCCUCCGGAUCAUGUCUGUGGAUUACCAGGCCUCCUUUGUGGGGCAUCCAUCUGGCUGUGCCUAUCCCAAACUGAACUUUGUGGAAGACUCCAAGGUUGUACUGGGAGAUUCAAAAGAAGGAGCUUUUGCUUAUGUGCACCAUCUCACCCUUUAUGAUCUGGAGGCCAGGGGCUUUGUGAGGCCAUUUUGCAUGGCCUAUAUUUCUACUGAUGAACAUAAAAUCAUGCAACAAUUCCAAGAGCUCUCAGCUGAAUUCUCUAAGGCUUCAGAGUGCUUGAAGAAAGGCAAUAGAAAAGCUUUUGCAAAUGAACUUGAAAAGAAAUUGAAAGAUCUAGAUUAUACCCGGACAGUGCUGCACACUGAAACAGAGAUCCAGAAAAAGGCCAAUGACAAGUGGUUUUAUUCCUCUCAGGCCAUUGAGAAGGCCAAUGAACUGGCCAGUGUGGAAAAAUCCAUUAUUGAACACCAAGACCUAUUAAAACAAAUCAGAUCUUAUCCUCACCGAAAACUGAAGGCAUCUGAUUGCUAUCCAUGUGAGCCAGAUUGUUCCCAGGAUCAAUCGGCUGACCAGGCAUCCACUACCUCUAAGCCUGAAGAGCCUGCUGAAACAAAUCUUUAUAGACGAAGACCCUCAUAUACCCCUAAGCUCAUCAAGGCAAAGUCUGCUAAAUGUUUCGACAAGAAGCUGAAAACCUUGGAAGAACUUUGUGACACUGAGUUUUUCACCCAGACCCUGGCUCAGUUAAAUCAUAUUGAGCGCAUGUUUAGAGGAGAUCUGUGCUACCUUUUGACCAGCCAGAUUGACAGAGCCCUUUUGAAACAACAACGUAUAACUAACUUCCUCUUUGAAGACUUGUUCGUUUUAGAUGAUAAAGUAGUAGAGAAACAGGAUAAUAUGCCCUUGGAGUAUAGUCAGGACAAGCUGCACACCAGAUCUUUGGAAGAUUGUCCAAUUCCUAAAGUGUUAAUUAACGUAGGAUCUUUUAAGUCCAGUGUGGAGUCUGUACUUAUCAAAAUGGAGCAGGAACUUGGAGAUGAAUUCAGAGAGUCUGAGGUGACAGAAUCUAGUGUUUAUGAUCAUCAGGAGAACUUGGAUUACCUUGACAUGGAUAUGAAAGGAAGCGUCAGUAGUGGUGAAAGUAUUGAAGUUUUGGGAACUGAAAAGUCUACUUCUGUUUUAUCUAAGUCAGACAGUCAGGCAAGCUUGACUGUCCCAUUGAGUCCUCAGGUGGUCCGGAGCAAAGCAGUCAGUCGGAGGACUAUUAGUGAGGACAGCAUUGAGGUUCUUAGCACUUGUCCCUCAGAGGCCUUGAUCCCUGAUGACUUUAAGGCAAGUUACCCAAGUGCCAUUAAUGAAGAACCUUAUGUGGAAGAGCCUUAUGCAGAUGAUGAUGGAGCUAUUCACUUUAGUGCAAGUGUCAAUCAACAGGAUCUUGGUGAGAUAGAGGGCAGUUCAGAAAAUACCUUAUUACAAACAGAUUCUACUUGUUGUAUUGGAAAAGAGAGUUCAGGCUUCCUCAUACCAAAUUCUGACCAAACACAAAAACACUGCGAUGAAGAUGGAGUGGUCAGUAUUCCCCCACAACGCUAUAGGGAGAAGCAACAGGGAUUUCAUGUGGACUUCUCAGUGGAUGACAUCAACUCUUCCUCCCAGGAAAACGCAACAGAAGGCCUUUCUCCUUAUGACCAAGACCCAAACUGCCUGAGAAGCAGCAGGGAUCUCAGUAAGAUCAGCCUUAAUGAAUAUGGAGAUUCUACCAGCUACAUAAGCAGUGCAGCAUCCACCAGUUCCGAUAGAACUCCUUCUCCUGCCCAUCACAUUGGCCUCUCUUCAGAGAGGCAUAAAAAAAAGGCUGGGCAAAAUGCCUUAAAGUUCAUUAGGCAGUACCCCUUUGCACACCCUGCAAUCUAUUCUCUGCUUAGUGGGAGGACUCUUAUUGUGCUAGGGGAAGAUGAAGCAGUAGUGAAGAAGCUUGUGACAGCUCUUUCUAUCUUUGUUCCCAACUAUGGCAAAUCUGCCAAGCCUGUGAAACACUGGGUCUCUUCCCCUUUGCACAUAAUGGACUUUCAGAAGUGGAAACUUAUUGGCUUACAGAGAGUGGUUUCUCCAGCUGGUGUCAACACUCUCCAUUCCCUGAACCGCUACAGCCGUUAUACCAGCAUACUAGAUUUGGACAACAAAACACUUCGUUGCCCACUCUACCGAGGCACAUUGGUACCCCGUCUGGCAGAUCACCGCACCCAGAUCAAACGGGGGAGCACCUAUUACAUGCAUGUGCAGAGUGUCCUGACCCAGCUGUGUUCUAAAGCCUUUCUCUAUACUUUCUGUCAUCACCUACACUUGCCCAUCAAUGAGAAGGAGACCGAGCAGUCUGUGGUAGGCCGACAGGUGAACUUCUUGAAGCUGCAACUGGGCCUGGUCAAUGAGGAUGUCAAAGUGGUGCAAUAUUUGGCUGAGCUGCUCAAGCUGCAGUACAUCCAAGAGCCUGUUAGGCCUAAUCAUUCAAUGCUCAGGUUUGACUAUGUUCCCAGCUUUUUGUACAAAAUCUAG